CGCCCUGCCCUCACUCUGAGUGGUCGUGCCUCCUGUGCUCUCCUGAGAAGCGGAACGUCCUCGACAUGCCGUCCCUCGCUGUCCAGGAAUCUCUCUCUCCCAACGUCUCGUGGGAAGCGGACGAGAAGCCACUCAACUUGGACGCUUCUUGUCACAUUGAGCAGCAGACGGACGGAGGAGGUCACGAUGACGCUCAGUCCGAAGACCAAACAAGUGUGUGCGACGAGACUAUCGGUUCUGAAGACUGCAAAAACUACCAGGAGGUUUUUAGAUUCUCCGAGGACCACAAGGAGCAUUUUGGAGACUUCGAGGACUCCAAGCAAGCUUCUGGACUAAGUCAGCAAGCGGCCAGCAAGUCUGCAACAUUCAAAUGUGUCGUGAACGGUGGACAUACUGAGGCGAUGACCGAUGAAACCACCAUCAAGAAAAGGAGAACUGACCUGAAAUGUAUCGAUGAAGAAGGAAAAUGUUGGAAGGAGAAGGACAGGGGACUGGAUGCCUCCAAAGACCGGGAGAGAGCAAAGGAUAAAGGUAGUCAGGUGCUGGAACACGAGGCGCUGGACCGCGGCUGGGCGUGGCUGGUGCUGCUCGGCGCCUUCGUCAUCGAGGCUGUGAUGGGUCUCCUCGUGCCUUGCUAUGGGAUCUUGUUUUCUGACUUGCUCACUAGCUUCAACGCGUCCUCCACGGUGGCCUCAGCGAUAUUCAACGUAGGAGUCUUCGUUGCCUACUGCGCCAACAUGGUGGCGGGGCCGUUGAUGGAGCAGUUUGGGUGGCGAUGCGUGGCUGUGGGCGGCGGGCUCCUUGCCUUCGUCGGAAUGGCAGCCACCGCCUUCACCCCCUCCGCCUACUUCCUUUUAUUCUCUUACUCCAUUCUAUCAGCUCUCGGCCAAGGACACUGCAGUUUCGUGUCAUAUGCAGUCAUGCCACACUACUUCAAGCGACGAAUCGGCAUGGCAAACGCACUCAUGUCGUCGGGAGUUUGCGUCGGCGGCAUAGUCGGGCCUCCGGCGAUAAUCUUCUUGCAGGAGCAAUACGGCUUCAGGGGCGCUACUCUCAUCGUGGCGGCAUUCGCACUCAACUUUUGCCUUGGUGGUGCCUUAUUCCGCCCGCUGCAGAGACCCAGUAACGUGAGUAAGACCACGGAGAGCACGGACAAGGGCGCCAAGGACAAAGAAGCCAAGGACAAGGAGAGCAAGUACAUGCCGAUCAAGAACAGGGACCUCAAGAACAGUGAGGACCAGGAGGUCACAAAGAGUAUGAAUAAGACUGCGGCCACGGGCGAAGACAAGGCUGGACUAUGCUGUGUUGCGAGACAAAUGGCCGCCUCCAUGGUCACGAACAUGAAACUCUUAAAAACCUCUCACGUUGCCUUUAUGUCCUCCGCUGGCGCCUUGAUGAUGGUCGGAGAGGUGAACCUCUCCGCGCUGGUGCCCUUCGUCAUUCAGGAGUACGGGCACACGCAGGAGGCGGCGGGGUGGUGCUUGUCCGUGGCCAACUUCUGCAAUCUAGCUGCUCGCUUCCUCAUGGCCUCCUGCACUGACUUCUCCUGGUUCCACAUCCGCGGCUUCUUCAUCGUCUCCGUGGCCAUGGUAUCCUGCUUUACAGUGGUGGUGGCUUUGGUACAAGAUCUGACGUGGGUGACGGUGGCUCUUGGGCUGUGGGGCUUCGGCGUCGGGAAUUGCUAUGCGCUUCUCCCCCUCCUGUUGCUGCGGCACCUGGGCGUGGGGCGGUACAUGGGCGCCCUGGCCCUCCAUGGCUUGCUGACCGGGCCGGGGACGGUCAUCACCGGUUUUGUGAUAGGUGCUCUCCGUGACUUUAGUGGUAACUACACCAUCAGUCUGUGCUUCAUCGGCGCCACAGUCUCCAUCUCCGUCAUCCUCCUCCUCCUCAUGCCCACCGCCGUGGCCUAUGAUAAGCGAAAGGAAGACAAGCACCGAAAAAAGGACGUUGAAGUUUGGUAACUCCCGCAGCACCCACGAAAACCCAUGAGACAAUCAACUGCUCCGUAAGAAAACUGAAAAAAGGAGGCUGAUGUUCAGUAGCUCCUCAACUCCCCGUCACAAGCGACCAACAGCGGGUAAAGAUCGCUGAGAUGAGAGAUUAACAAGCGAAGAGAAAACCAGCAGUGUCAUACGAACAGUGGUAAAGGGUUGCAGUAACCUUAGGUAGUUCUUAAGGCUCCGACCACAAGCAAAAAUACCAGCAGCGGGUUAAGGACGCUGAGAUGGGGGUAGACAUUUGGCAGCACACAGUCCUCUUCCUUCACGUUAAUGAUUAAUCCCUCACGAAUAUUGAUAGAAGUAGCGGAAGGAAAGAAGAGUAAGGUGAGAGUAUUGAAUGCACGCUUGAUAAAAAAAAAAAAAAUAAAUAAAUAAAACUUAUCAUCUUCACUUGAUUGCUCCAGGAAUUUAAAUAGUGGUCGAGGGAAUGAGGCUUUUCAGUUAUUAAACCUCCUAAAUGUAUUUGUUAAUUUAUCUCAAGGUGUCCGUAUCGUUUAUAAAAUACCUAAAUUACACUCAAUCUUUUGGCAAGACUUCAUAGUAUUAGUAUAAGUGUUUCCAGUGAAGAAAAAGAGAUGUCAGGCACCCUCUUUCAUCAUAUCAAUAGUUGAUUGCGAGAUGUUAGGUCUCAUGGUUGUCUGUAUUGGCAUUGCGACUAAUUUGUUUCAGUGUAUCGUGUGUCGACUCUUCAAACGAUUCGAGCGCGAGCGAGGCGGGUUGUUGUCAGUCAGUGUGGGGGAGGGCAAGAAGGCGUUGGUUGCGUCUGUUGCUCCAGCCUGUUUCGCCCUCUUCUUAACAUAUUUCUGCUGUCUGUGCAUCCCUGUUAGUG
Messenger RNA from Eriocheir sinensis (Chinese mitten crab), 2829 nucleotides. RefSeq names its product monocarboxylate transporter 12-like. The transcript is spliced from 7 exons. The record is from RefSeq and is a predicted model, not a curated record. Lineage: Eukaryota; Metazoa; Arthropoda; Malacostraca; Decapoda; Varunidae. Bases 66 to 1961 code for a protein of 631 amino acids. Gene Ontology annotation, biological process: transmembrane transport; monocarboxylic acid transport. Gene Ontology annotation, molecular function: monocarboxylic acid transmembrane transporter activity.